AUAAAGAUGAUUCUGAUUCUGAAAAGAUGGAGCCGCACGGCUUGUACUGGAUGAGUGGAAGAGCCUACAGUCAUACAACCAAAUGUUUUGCCCACACUCGGCCAAAAUCCACUUAAAAAGGCAGAAAACUGUCGAGGAUGAUGCAAGCCACUGCUGAGAAGAAAGACAACAUGGCGUCCGUAAACAUGUUACGUGGUUUGAACCAAUGCGGAGCAGUGCGGUGAGUUCAAAGAGUGUCCAGACUUUGUGCAGUGCAAAACAAGCAGUUGACUGACAUCUACCGGUGAGAAACGGCACUGCGCGAUAACGCUCGCACGUUACGCAAAUUACGCAGCAUAGCAACGUAAACGCGUGCGUUCUGGCGCUUCCAGCUUCGCACUUUUUACUUGACGAAUCUGGUGCCUUGACACGUCCGUCCUCGCGCUCCGGCAGCAUCACUUUACUCCCUGACAACAGCAGCAGCUAUGGCGGAGCCCGCAGCACGCAAUUCGACGGACGCGGCACGGCCUCCAUCCACGACGCCGGGCCUUUCCCCCGUAGCCAGCCCGGGCUCCGAGACGCUAUCCAUGGCCCUGUCACCCACAACGGACGGCUCUCAGCGGCUGCUCUUCUCUCACGACUUGGUCUCCAGGAAGUAUAGAGGAUCUGUCCGCUUCGGCCUCGUACGGAUGAUCCACGGCGAGGAGGAAUUCAAUUCUGACUCGGACCUUGAUGAUGGCGGAGGGAGAGACGGUGGUGGUGGUGGUGGUGGAGGCGGAAAAGGCGAUGGAGGUGGACGAGUCCCGUGUGGUUCGGACACCGAGAGCGCCGUGGAUACCCACAGUCGGCCUCUCGGUCGUGGAUUUGUCCGUGUCCAGUGGUACCCUGAUGGAGGGAAGCAGGACAUCGGGGAGACAAAGCUGAUACUUGAAGAUCGAUCCAUCGUAAUCAGAGACAUUGUUCGACGCAGUAAUUCAAAUGACAACCAGUGCGGCAUUGUGACUAAUGUGGACAUUGAGUGUGCAGUGAAACUAGUGGGCACAAACUGUAUACUGUAUCCUGUCAACAGCAAAGAGCUGCAACACAUCUGGUCUUUCAUGUACGGUGACUACAUAGCCUAUGACUUUUGGCUGGGGAAAGUGUACGACUUUACCAAUCACAUCAUCCUCAAGCUCUCCAACGGAGCCAGAUGUUCCAUGAGUGUGGAGGAUGGUGCCAAGCUAUACGAUGUCAGUCCUCAUGUUUGUGAUCCGGGCCUGUUCUUUGAUGAAGAGUAUGGGUUCUACCCUGGCCAGGUCCUGAUUGGUCCUUCAAAAGUCUUCUCUAAUGUCCAGUGGCUGUCAGGGGUCAAACCUGUCCUCUGCAGGAAGUGCAAGUUCAGGGCAGUGGUGGAAGAGGUAAAGGUUUCCGAGCUGAAGGUGACAUGGAUCACAAAGAGCUAUUCUCUAAAAGGCUCUGACAGCAUUUAUCCUCCUCCCUCCACCAUCACACAGGAAAACCUCUGCAGGGUGAGGCGCCUGGGCUACUAUGACCACACCCAGAGGCAGCUUGGAGACAGGGGGCUUUAUGUGUUCCCUGCUAAUGGGGACGCCACCCGCAUCACAUUUGAAGGACCUGAAGGGACUCCUGUCCUACAAGAGGACCCUGUGGUCAGAAAGUUGAAAAGAAUUUUCAAGAAGGAUUCGGGCAAGAAGUCGGGGAACGUCGAUACACAAGGCGAGCACAAAUCCGAACAGACAGACUCCUCCCAUCACUACAAUAACUGCCCAAACAAUGAGAACCCGCUUGACCUGCAGAACACUCACAACGCUCCUGCUGAGCAGGACGCUGAUGACGAGGCAGCAGAAGACACAGACGAUACCAGUUCUCUUACAUCAUCGGCCAGCUCCACAGCAUCCUCACAAAGUGGCUGUCUGGGAACCAACCGCAAGAAGAGCAUCCCACUGUCUAUACGCAACCUCAAGAGGAAGCACAAGAAGAAGAGGACUAGGUUCUCUCGCGAGUUCAAACCAGGAGACAGUGUGGCUGUGGAAGUUGUUUCUACCAAGACCACAGCUGAUGUAAUGUGGAAGGAUGGACGUGUGGAGAAAGGGAUACGAUCCAAUGACCUCAUCCCUAUCCAGCAUCUAGACGGCCACGAGUUUUGCCCUGGCGACUUUGUUGUGGACAAACGACCCCAAGCCCUCCAAGACCCAGGCAUGUAUGGUGUCAUCCAGUCUGGCGACCACAAGGGCAGGACGUGUGUUGUUAAGUGGAUCAAACUCAACACCGCCGGUGACGACGUGGAGGUUAUUGGUGUGGAGGAGGACGUUAGCGUGUAUGACAUAGCGGAUCACCCAGAUUUCCACUUCCGUACCACUGACAUUGUCAUAAGAAUAUGGAACUCUGAAGUCAGGGAGAACGACUGUGAAAAUGAGACAUCAGUCGGCCAAGUGUCCCGGGUGGAUGUGAGCAGCAAAGUGGAGGUGGUGUGGGCGGACAACUCCAUGACCAUCGUCCUCCCACAGCAUCUUUACUGCGUGGAGUCAGAGAUGGAGGAAACGGACUAUGACUCGGUGGAGGAGACGAGCAGUGGUCUGUCCACUGAAGAGUGGGAGGACGAUAGCGACAGCUGGGAGACGGAUAAUGGCCUCACCACCGAGGAUGACAGUCAUGUGAACAAUAUGGACGUCACGGAGACGGUGACCCCCACGUCCUGCUACUCUUCCGUCAUCAUUUCCCCUCAAGAAGGGGACAAAGUCGGGGUUACCAGUCCCACGAAGGCAGUCAGUGGAAAUGAGGGCGAAGCGUCUGUAGUGGCGAAUUCAGCUUCUGGAGGAGGUGCUGUCAACGGAGCCGAGAAGCCAAGUAAAGACUGUGCCUCUCGAGGCUUCAGGGAGUUGAAGGAGGCCCUGAGGAUCCUGGAGAGCCUGAAGAACAUGACUGUGGAGCAGCUUUGGACCGGCCUCUCUCCGACAUCCCCCACCUCGGUCGCACCCCCUUCGGCAGCUAACGUUGCAAGUCCGGCACCGCCCUCUGCCCCCGAAAAACCCAACAAGGAGAAGCGCUUCCUGGAUGACCUCAAGAAGCUGCAGGAGAACCUGAGAAAGACUCUGGAUAAUGUGGCCAUCGUGGAAGAGGAGAAGAUGGAGGCUGUAGUAGAAGUAGGCGGGGGUGCGGGUACAGGAACAAAAGCUGAGAGACCUGGAGAAGAGAAGCCCCAUCAGGAGCCACAGACCCCGGUGGCCGGACAGGAAUGGCCAAGUGACUUUCUCAGUGACACACCUGUGCUGUGCCAACAGAGUGGCGGCAAACCUGGCGUCACAUUUACCAGUGCCAAGGGUGAAGUCUUCUCUGUGCUGGACUGGGCACCAGACACGCACUCUUUUCACAAAAUGGAAUUUCAGCCAGCCGAGGCCAAGAAGUUCUUCAGCACUGUAAGGAAAGAAAUGGCUCUGCUGGCGACGUCACUGCCAGACGGCAUCAUGGUCAAAACCUUUGAAGAUCGCAUGGACCUGUUCUCGGCUCUGAUCAAGGGGCCAAAUCGUACGCCUUACGAGGACGGCUUGUUCCUGUUCGACAUCCAGCUGCCUAACAUCUAUCCGGCGCUGCCGCCUCUCUUUCGUUACCUGUCUCAAUGUAGCGGCCGCCUCAAUCCCAACCUGUACAAUAACGGCAAGGUCUGCGUCAGUCUGCUGGGCACCUGGAUCGGCAGGGGCACUGAGAGAUGGACCAGCAAGUCCAGCCUGCUGCAAGUCCUCAUCUCCAUACAAGGUCUGAUCUUGGUCAACGAGCCUUACUACAACGAGGCGGGCUUCGAUAGCGACCGCGGCCUCCAGGAGGGUUACGAGAACAGCCGCUGUUACAACGAGAUGGCCCUGAUCAAAAUGGUCCAGUCCAUGACGCAGCUCCUCCAGAAUCCCGUGGAGGUGUUCAAGCAGGAGAUCCAGGAGCACUUUGUGUCCAACGGCUGGUGUCUGGUCCACCGCCUGGAGCUGUGGCUAGAGCUGCACGACGCCGCCGAGAGGUGCCACGCUGUGCAUGCCUCCUCCAGGGCUCAUCAUGCCAAGCCUUCUUGUUCGGAGGCUCUGGAUGAGCAGGCGCCUGUGGCUGUGGCACGCAGCACCUCCAGGAAGGCCCCAGGCAGUAUUAUGGAGGAGGAGCUGGAGGAUUUGGGACUCGGUACGGCUAGCUCUCAGCAGGGGACCGGCCACAUCUCGGACUGCGACGGCUCCGGAGAGAGCGCUGACAACAACGGCGCCGCUUCGGUCACGUCGGAACGGGUUUCUGCCGGUGGCGACGCAGCGCUCGGCCAACCGGUGGUGCGACCCAAGAAACGGAGAAAGAGCUAUCGGAGCUUCCUCCCCGAAGGCGGCGGCUACCCAGACAUCGGCUUCCCUCUCUUCCCGCUUUCUAAAGGCUUUGUGAAGAGCGUCCGCUGCGUGCUGCUGCAGUACCGAGCCGCGCUCUCGGCCGCUGGCAUCCCAGAGCACGUCGACGACAAUGACACAUAAAGAUAAAGACUGCGGACCUCAGCUGCUAGCCAUCACAGCGACAUUUAUCUGCACUUUAAGCAGGUAAACGUUCCCCCAAUGCCCUUCUGUCAGUGGUGUAGAUUGAAAACAAUGGAAAGAACGGUACCGUGAACCCUGAGGACCACCUUGCGUCUCAGUUUUGCUUGAAGACCUCACGACUUAAGAAGGACCACCAGGUUCCUGUUCUGCUGCCAUUUUGUAGCACCACCGGCGUCAUCAGUGGACGACCCUGCACUGACGAUGCCAUCGGAAUGCAUCAAGCAGGCAUCCGUAACUCGCCCCCUACCCCCCCUUGAUCAAAAUCACUUCUUGUAUGCUUUCUGCCAAAUUCUGCCAACACAAAUAUACUGGAUGUCAUCAAACUGCCAACAGCUUGUCACUUCAUUCACAACAGUGUUUUCUUUAUAUUACAGUACCUUGACUUGCAAAAAAUCUUUUGCUUCAUGUCGUGAGCCAAAAUACUUUUGAGGAUCUAGAUUCAUCCUUAACAUGCUGCAUCACUCAAGUCUACCUUAAAUAAUACGCACACACGCAAAUCAUCCAUUCCAUCAUCUCAUCAAAAUGUUGCCUUACUUGAAAAAACAAAACAAAAAUCUUGUACAGAGCUGCUUGUUUGGUUAGCACUCCACCUUGUUGCAUUGUUAACCUCCCCAUCGCUUCCUCGGCUCCUCUUCACUGCAUGAAUGGCAUCAAACAUCACAUCUGCGUACCCAGUACGAUUGCGCUUCCUUGGUCACGUGGUUUAAGAAGAAGAAGAAGAAGAAAAAAAAAAGUCAGUACAGCCCCACCCUGUCUCAGUUUUAUUCUGCCCGGUGACAGGUGAGGCUGUACUUAACUGUGAAAUAAAGUGAUACUUGUACUUCCAAGGGAGAGCAGCGCAAUCUUUGUUUACAUCUUUUUUAAAAACAAUUAGUGCAUCCCAUCUUACAUAGCAAUAUGCAGAUAUUAUGCUUGUAACAUGGGCUGUCUGUGUGCUGUUGAACUACCUGGUUGACCAGAGUGGAGAGUUGUUUAAAGGGGACCUAAGGCCCAGAUUUUGGGGGGCAAGAAUACAUUGUAUGUGCGCCCACACGUCUAAACACAGUAUUGUGAUUAACAUUGCAUUGGUGUUACAAGAAUAAAACGGAUUAAUUGAUCAAUUUUCAUCCAUCUCAGCGGGCCGCCAUGUUUGACAAUAUCGCCCUCUGUUGUCGACCAAAAUGAAUACUACAACUGUUGCGAACGGCAUGUGGCCAAACCUGGAAAAGAGGUAGUGGACUGCCUGUGUAUGCUGCGAUAACUAGUAUAACUUUGGGUUGAUGACAUGAUGGUUUGAAGCCAAACGUGCUAUAAUUAGUGUGUUUAGUUCUUAUUCCACCGACGCAAUGUUAAUCAGAAUACCAUGGUUAUACUAUCGGGGCCACAUAAAACGUAUUCUUGCAAAAAAAAACGUUUUUCGUUUAGUUCCCUUUUAAGAAAGAUGAUUAUUUGUCACACGCACACAUUCCAACGUCAUUAUUUUUCUGCCUUGAAUGUGACUGAGAAAGAAAUUAUCUUCACUGUAGCAUCAAGCCUGUAUUUGUUUUCCUCCUCCUCACUGCUGUCUGUAAAUGUCAGCCAUUUUCCCCAUAAAGUCCAAACAAGCUCCUGCCUGAAGUUGACACCGUUGCUCGUGAAGCUGUGAAAGAGCUGAUCAAGCACAUGUUGCACUUGAACAAUAUUCUGGGUAUUCUAAUUCUUUCUCCUCCCACAAAGCCAAAGCAUGUAACAUUUUGCUUUAAUUUUAGCCUUGCGGACAGGAAACACAGACUUGACUGUAACCAUGCCAUCUCCACAGUGGCCUAAAAGUUACGAUUUGUAGCCUGAUUCACUCUGUGCGGCUGUCAUGGAUAUAUUGAAAUGCAUAGUGUAAUAUUAUAUUGACGAUGUGUGGACGCUUGGGGCAUAUAUGUACAAAAUGGUUUCAUUUUUCAGUUUUUUCCAAUUGCAUUUGUUGUGUUGAAACAGAUGUAUAAUAACAACAUAUUAAAAUUUGCAAGCAG
This is a messenger RNA of Phyllopteryx taeniolatus (common seadragon), 6514 nucleotides long. RefSeq names its product ubiquitin-conjugating enzyme E2O (gene ube2o). Bases 465 to 4472 code for a protein of 1335 amino acids. The transcript is spliced from 23 exons. Lineage: Eukaryota; Metazoa; Chordata; Actinopteri; Syngnathiformes; Syngnathidae. The record is from RefSeq and is a predicted model, not a curated record.